Cyprinodon tularosa is the source of this 1758-nucleotide messenger RNA. RefSeq names its product proliferation associated nuclear element (gene pane1). The record is from RefSeq and is a predicted model, not a curated record. Bases 20 to 577 code for a protein of 185 amino acids. Lineage: Eukaryota; Metazoa; Chordata; Actinopteri; Cyprinodontiformes; Cyprinodontidae. The transcript has 6 exons.
UGGGACUUUUUUCCAGAGAAUGUCUGUUUUAAAACCUUUUAGCAAACUUCCUAAUCUGGACACGGCCAGCAUCCUGCUGGUUGAGAAUGAGGAGCAGGUCCAGCAGGGAUUAGCAGAGGCUCUGGUGGAGGAUUCGGCCCAAGCUGUGAAUGUGAGACUAGCCAGGAGUCUUCCUCUUCCUCUGGAGAACGAAAAGACUCGACCGAGGAUCGACCUGGUGGUGUUCAUCGUUAAUCUGACCUCAGACAAGAGUUUCAAGUCAGCAAACGAGUCUCUAAAGUAUCUGGAUCCUGGAUACUUCCUGGGGAAAGUCUGCUUCAUGGUUACUAAAGCUCGCUAUGCCUCGGGCAACAUGGGAAGGCUGGACGCUGUCAGGAAGAUGGCCGCUUCGCUCCACUGCCCCCUGCUGUUUGCAGAGGUUCAGCAGAGUCCAGAAGGAGUAACGAAUGCGGCGCGAAGGCUGCUCACCAUCCUGAAAGUGGCAUCAGGUCUGGUUCCCAACACCUCGUCUCUGUACCUGUCCAACCUGACCAGGUGCACCAAGCCGCCGGACAUCGACCAGCCCAGCUUUGAUUAACUGCUCACCUGCUGUUUUCAUUUAUUUAUCAGGCCGUCUGUGUUAGCGGCUGCUCUGCCCGUAUGCGCAGCAGUGAAGAUGCUCUGCCUGCAGGCGCAGCAGUGAAGAUGCUCUGCCUGCAGGCGCAGCAGUGAAGCUGCACUGCCUGCAUGCGCAGCAGUGAAGCUGCUCUGCCUGCAUGCGCAGCAGUGAAGCUGCUCUGCCUGCAUGCGCAGCAGUGAAGCUGCUCUGCCUGUAUGCGCAGCAGUGAAGCUGCUCUGCCUGCAUGCGCAGCAGUGAAGCUGCUCUGCCUGUAUGCGCAGCAGUGAAGCUGCUCUACCUGUAUGCGCAGCAGUGAAGCUGCUCUGCCUGCAGGCGCAGCAGUGAAGCUGCUCUGCCUGCAGGCGCAGCAGUGAAGCUGCUCUGCCUGCAGGCGCAGCAGUGAAGCUGCUCUACCUGUAUGCGCAGCAGUGAAGCUGCUCUGCCUGCAUGCGCAGCAGUGAAGCUGCUCUGCCUGCAUGCGCAGCAGUGAAGCUGCUCUGCCUGCAGGCGCAGCAGUGAAGCUGCUCUGCCUGCAGGCGCAGCAGUGAAGCUGCUCUGCCUGCAGGCGCAGCAGUGAAGCUGCUCUGCCUGCAUGCGCAGCAGUGAAGCUGCUCUGCCUGCAGGCGCAGCAGUGAAGCUGCUCUGCCUGUAUGCGCAGCAGUGAAGCUGCUCUGCCUGCAUGCGCAGCAGUGAAGCUGCUCUGCCUGCAGGCGCAGCAGUGAAGCUGCUCUGCCUGCAGGCGCAGCAGUGAAGCUGCUCUGCCUGCAGGCGCAGCAGUGAAGCUGCUCUGCCUGCAGGCGCAGCAGUGAAGCUGCUCUGCCUGUAUGCGCAGCAUUGAAGCUGCUCUGCCUGCAGGCGCAGCAGUGAAGCUGCUCUGCCUGCAGGCGCAGCAGUGAAGCUGCUCUGCCUGUAUGCGCAGCAUUGAAGCUGCUCUGCCUGCAUGCGCAGCAGUGAAGCUGCUCUGCCUGCAUGCGCAGCAGUGAAGCUGCUCUGCCUGCAUGCGCAGCAGUGAAGCCUUAUUCUGUAGAUGUUGCAUUUUAUUGUACAUAUUAUGUUUAGUUUUUUACCAAAUGGUGCUUUUUAAAAUCCUGUAAUAACAGAAAGUUUAUAGAUGUGUUUCUUGUUCUCCUACAAAUAAAAAGUGAAUGUUGGCUCAUAGA